Paramecium octaurelia is the source of this 231-nucleotide messenger RNA. The record is from the annotation of a GenBank genome assembly. NCBI's taxonomy places the organism in Eukaryota, Ciliophora, Oligohymenophorea, Peniculida, Parameciidae.
UAUGGAAUCCUCUCACAAAUUUGUAAAUUUUUUAGAGAAUUUAUCAAAAAGAUAACGUUAAAAAUUAUCUCUCAAAUCCACAGAUGAUUUACAAGAAAAGAAACCACACUCAACACAACAUUUAGAGAUAGGAAAUCAUCAUAAAUUACCUAAUUUCGAUUUCUCUUCUCCAAAGUUAAUGGCCAGUUGAACGAAAUUUUCUACAUCAUCUUUCACACAUCUAACGUAAGC